Trematomus bernacchii (emerald rockcod) is the source of this 3389-nucleotide messenger RNA. Its product is annotated as very long-chain acyl-CoA synthetase. The record is from RefSeq and is a predicted model, not a curated record. The transcript is spliced from 10 exons. NCBI's taxonomy places the organism in Eukaryota, Metazoa, Chordata, Actinopteri, Perciformes, Nototheniidae. Gene Ontology annotation, molecular function: long-chain fatty acid transmembrane transporter activity; long-chain fatty acid-CoA ligase activity. The coding region runs from base 105 to 1964 and encodes 619 amino acids.
UGAGAGGGACAGCAGCUCUGCUGCUACAUGUUUCCUGAAGACGGGCUCCUGUCUGUGCAGCCUGUUUUCUAAACUCUUGCAGCAGUUUCAGUGAGGAGUUCACGAUGAUACCUCUGUUGUUCAGCAGCGUUUUAGCAGGACUUUUAGCUCUGCUUCUCUACCAGAGGACGGUGUAUCCCUUCUUCUGGGUGGAUCUGAUUUACUACCUCAAACUUCGGAGGUACGGGAAGUCUCUGCAGGCUCGUAUGAAGUCAGGGAUCAUCACAUACCUCGACUGUUUUCUCCACCAGGCGAGGAAGAACCCGAACAAACCCUUCAUCAUCUUCGAAAGCCAGACUCUGAGUUUCCGUGAUGUGGACCGGAGGAGUAACCAGAUAGCGAACGCGUUCAGGGCGCACGGUUCUCCGGGACAAGGGGACAUUGUGGCCAUGUUGAUGUGCAACGAACCAGACUUUAUCUGUGUGUGGCUCGGUUUGUGCAAGCUGGGCUGUGAGGUGGCCUUUCUGAACAACAACAUUAAGGCAAAGUCUCUGCUGCACUGCUUCGGGAUCUGCGGGGCCAAAACCCUGGUGGUGGGCGCAGAUUUGGUGCAUUUGGUGGAGGAGGUGUUGCCGGACCUGAAGAAGGACAACAUGGCGCUGUGGGUGGUGGAUCACACGGCCCCCUCAGAGGAGUUCACCAGUCUACUCGAUAAGGUGGAGAGCAUGUCUGGAGAAAGCUUGAGUGACCUUCCUAAAGUGAACAUCAUGUCCAACUUCCUCUUCAUCUUCACUUCAGGCACCACAGGUCUCUCCAAAGCGGCCCGAGUCGGUCACCUGAAGGCCGUCCUCAGUAUGGCUUUCUUUGAGAUGUGUGGAGCCACGUCUGAGGACAUCAUCUACAUCACUCUGCCUCUGUACCACAUGUCUGCUUGCCUGCUGGGGAUCGGAGGAUGCAUACAGCUCGGUGCGACGUGUGUUUUAAAGAAGAAGUUUUCAGCCAGUCAGUUUUGGAAGGACUGUGUGAAGCACGAUGUGACGGUGGUGCAGUACAUAGGAGAGCUCUGUAGAUACCUCUACAACCAUCCCACAGUCCCAGAGGAGAGGGCUCACCGCGUCCGGCUGGCAGCAGGAAGUGGUCUCCGCUCAGACAUUUGGAGGCAGUUUUUGCAGCGUUUCGGCAGCAGGAUAAAGAUCAGAGAAGGUUACGGCCUGACGGAGGCUGGCAUCGGCUUCCUGAACUACACCGAGGAGGUCGGACCCAUCGGCAGGGCGGGCUAUUUCAACAAGCUGUCCAUGCCCUUUGAGCUCCUCAGACACGACCCAGUGUCCUACGAGGCGGUCCGGACCCCCGCUGGGAGAUGCAUACGAGCACAGAAAGGGGAGGCAGGGAUCCUGGUGGCUCCGCUCUCAGCCAUGAAUCAGUUCCUGGGGUACGCAGGGAGCCAGGUGCAGUCGGAGAAGAAGCUGCUCAGAGGCGUCUUUAAAGAUGGCGACGUCUUCUUCAACACUGGAGACCUCCUGCUGCACGACGACCAGGACUUCCUGUACUUCAGGGACCGAAUUGGAGACACCUUCAGGUGGAAAGGAGAGAAUGUUUCCACCACUGAGGUUUCAGAGGCUGUGGGUCUGCUCGACUUCAUCCAGGAGGCCAACAUCUACGGAGUCACCAUACCAGGAAAUGAAGGUCGGGCAGGUAUGGCUGCUAUCGUCUUGCAACAGGAUCACAAAUUAAAUGGAUCAGAACUCUACGACCAUUUAGUAAAAACUCUUCCUGCCUAUGCCUGGCCGAGGUUUCUCAGAAUACAGACGUCCUUGGAUGUGACGGAGACGUUCAAGCAGCAGAAGGUGAAGCUGGUCACGGAGGGCUUCGAUCCGGACGUCACCCACGAUCUGCUGUACUUCUUAGACGUUCCUCAGAAAGAUUACACCCUCCUGACUGUGUCUCUGUAUCAGGACAUUGUGAAUGGGAAGAUCAAAGUAUGAACACUAUAGGACGUUAGAAGUUAUAAUCCAGGUUGUUGCCAUGUUUGCGUUUGUCUGUAUGUGAAAUGUGGUUAUAAUCAGUCCCACAGACAGAGCUGUUAUUCAUAUUUGAAAGAUUAGUUACUUACUCACUGUGAACCAGCCAGAGCCUUUAUUUACCUCAACAUUUCAAGUGCUACUGUUCUAAGUUUUUACACUUGAUUCAAACCACACACUUACUCAACGUUUACAUCUUGAUAAGUUAAGUGCCAUUUACACCUAAACUCCACUAUUCAUGACAUUCCCGCCUGUUAUUUUUUACUUACUUUUACUCUUACUUUCUCUUCUUUUCUGUAUCACUAGUUGGUUACUAUAGACGUAUGUUGAAACUGAAUUUGACGGCCAUUCUUAUGGAAAUGAGGGUUUGCGAAUAGGAUUACAUUAAAUUAAACGAAACGUAGGUGGGUCUUCAGUUUGAGACGGACGAUAUGUAGACUCUCUGCUGUCCUGAAAUCAGUGAGAAGCUCCUUCCACCAUUUGGGAGACAGGCAAAAGGGUGUCUCUUUUGGGGUGUACCUGGUUCCACUUCGCCGAUUUGCUGAUGCAGAGCGAAGUGCACGUGCUGUAGUGUAUGUUUUGACCAUGUCUUGGAUGUAGGAUGGACCAGAUCCCUUUACAGCUUGGUAGACCAGUACACGUGUCUUGAAGCGUAUUCUGGCAGCCAGUGAAAGGAGCGAAGGUGAGGUGUAAUGUGGGAGAACUUGGAGGGCUUGAAGACCAGUAACGCUGCUGCAUUUUGAAUUAACUGUAGAGGUCGGAUGGCAUUUGCAGGUAGACCAGCCAGGAGGGAGUUGCAGUAAAGCGUGAGAUGAGAAGACCCUGGACCAGGACCUGUGUUUUAAGAUAUUGAAUAGCACUUUCUAGACAAAACAAAGGGCAUUCCUUUAGAUACAACGUCGGGCAUUAUGUAAAAAAAACACUUUUCACAUUGUGUCAGAUGAUGUCACAUAUGGGAGUGGCUUUUCCCUUUCACGCCGUGACAUUUGAGCCCAUUAUGCCUCUAUGUGUUAUGUAUUUACAGUUUCAACACUAUAUGUAUUGUUAUUAAACACCUGAUAUAUGUAUAGCUGUGGAAGCAGACAUUGCACUGUGAGCUUUUAGAGGACCAGUUAUUCCUCCUUACCCCCUCAGUGUUUGUUGGCUGACUGUCUUAAAGUAAUCAUUCAUUAUGGUCAUGUCCGUUUUUCAAAUGACUUUUUUGUUUUGUGCAGACUUUUAUUUGAGAAUAUUAUGUGACUUCCUUUCAAUGCUUGUUGGAAAUCAGGUUUUCUUAAAAGAAUGGGACGGAUACAUCUAUAUUUCCUAUGUAUAAAUACACCUGAUAAAUCAAAAAUAUAGCCUAACUGCUGUCUUCACAUUUCUGAACUGAAUAUUAAACUCACUGUA